This is a messenger RNA of Acomys russatus (golden spiny mouse), 1624 nucleotides long. Its product is annotated as cytochrome P450 2B1-like. The record is from RefSeq and is a predicted model, not a curated record. NCBI's taxonomy places the organism in Eukaryota, Metazoa, Chordata, Mammalia, Rodentia, Muridae. Gene Ontology annotation, biological process: xenobiotic metabolic process. Gene Ontology annotation, molecular function: oxidoreductase activity, acting on paired donors, with incorporation or reduction of molecular oxygen, reduced flavin or flavoprotein as one donor, and incorporation of one atom of oxygen; heme binding; iron ion binding. Gene Ontology annotation, cellular component: intracellular membrane-bounded organelle; cytoplasm.
AUGGAACCCAACAUUCUGCUCCUGCUCGCUUUUCUCGGGGGCUUCUUGCUGCUGUUUGUCAUGGGCCGCUCAAAAACCUGUGGCCGUCUUCCACCAGGACCCCGUCCCUUGCCCCUCCUGGGGAACCUCCUACAGAUGGACAGAGGAGGCCUCCUCAAAUCAUUCAUUCAGUUUCGAGAAAAAUACGGGGAUGUUUUCACAGUGCACCUGGGACCAAGGCCUGUGGUGAUGCUGUGUGGGACGGACACCAUAAGGGAGGCUCUCGUGGACCAAGCUGAGCCUUUCUCUGGUCGGGCGCCAGUUGCUGUGCUUCAUCCAGUUGUACAGGGAUAUGGUAUGAUCUUUACCAAUGGGGAAAGCUGGAAGACUCUUCGACGAUUCUCUCUGGCCACCUUGAGGGAAUUUGGGAUGGGAAAGCGGAGUUUGGAGGAGCGUAUAAGAGAGGAAGCCCAGUGUCUGGUGGAGGAACUGCGGAAAUUACAAGGAGCCCCCCUGGAACCCAUGUUCCUCUUCCAGAGCAUCACAGCCAACAUCAUCUGCAUCAUUGUCUUUGGAGAGCGCUUUGACUACAAAGACCCCCAGUUCCUGCACCUGAUGGAUUUGUUCUUCCAGACCUCCGCAAUUUUGAGCUCAUUCUCCAGCCAGGUGUUUGAGCUCUUCUCUGGCUUCCUGAAAUACUUUCCUGGUGGACACAGAGACAUGUACAGAAUUAUGCAGAAAAUUCUCCACUACAUUAGCCAGAGUGUGGAAAAGCACAGGGCAACCUUGGACCCCAGCGCUCCAAGAGACUUCAUAGAUGCUUACCUCAUACGCAUGGAGAAGGAGAAGUCCAACAAGCACACAGAUUUCCAUCACCAGAACCUCAUCAUGUCUGUGCUGUCUCUCUUCUUUGCUGGCACCGAGACGACCAGCACCACGAUCCGCUAUACCUUCCUGAUCUUGCUCAAGUACCCAGAUGUUGCAGAGAAAAUCCGAAAGGAGAUUGAGCAGGUGAUCGGCUCACACCGCCUACCAAGCCGCACCAAAAUGCCGUACACUGACGCAGUCAUUUAUGAGGUUCAGAGGUUUUCAGAUCUUAUCCCUAUGAGUCUGCCACACAAAGUCACCAAAGACACAUUGUUCCGAGGGUACCUGAUCCCCAAGGACACUGAAGUGUACCCCAUCCUGAGUUCAGCUCUUCAUGACCCACAGUACUUCGAACAUCCAGACGCCUUCAAUCCUGACCACUUCCUGGACGCCAAUGGAGAACUGAAGAAAAGUGAAGCUUUUAUGCCCUUUUCCAUAGGAAAGCGCAUGUGUCUCGGCGAAAACAUCGCCCGCAACGAACUGUUCCUUUUCCUCACCACCAUCCUCCAGAACUUCUCUCUGGCCAGCCCCAAGUCUCCUCAAGACAUUGACCUCUCCCCCAAGAUGAGUGGCGUUGGCAAAAUACCACAAACGUACGAGAUCUCUUUCUUGGCCCGCUGCUGACUGGACUAAGGUGGCUAAUGGUUUCCACUUCUGUAGAGAGUGGCUCAUCUUUCUGCCUCUGAGAAAACUGCAGGAAACCAGACCCUAGGCCAUUGUUUGCAUCCUUCUACCUGUUGCAGAUUCUCCAAGGCUCUGAGAUGUGUCCUUCCCCACC